ACGACUCGCUGAAAGGCGCUUUCGGGGCGGGGCGAGCGGGGGGAGCGCUCCGCGGAGACGGCCCGAACCGCCAGAGGUGAGAGGUAAAGCGCGGAGCCGUUUGGGAUCGCAACUCUCCUGAAGAGAGGCCUUUGGGUCUCAUCCAAUCAGUUGAAAGGCCUUAAAAGCAAAACUGAGGUUUCCUUGAAGAAGAAGAAAUAAUACAUUGUUACUGCAAUGACAACUUCUGCCCAAGAGUUAGCAGCCUGCCAACCUACCUACACAUUUUGAACUGGCCACUCCACAAAUGCAUGAGACACUUUCUUGAAAGUUCAGUUAAGUUCCUUAUGUCCUCCCCUGAAAUUGCUUCCCUAUCAUGGGGGCAAAUGAAAGUACAAGGCUCUACUAGAACUUAUAAGGACUGCAAAGUGUGGCCAGGGGGAAGUCGGGCUUGGGAUUGGAGAGAAACAGGAACUGAGCAUUCUCCUGGUGUGCAGCCUGCAGAUGUGGAAGAAGUUGUCAAGAAGGGUGUGCAGACCCUUGUGAUUGGCCGAGGGAUGAGUGAGGCCUUGAAGGUGCCUCCAUCAACUGUGGAGUAUCUUGAGAAACAAGGCAUUGAUGUGCGGAUCCUCCAGACAGAGCAGGCAGUGAAGGAGUAUAAUACCUUGGCUGCCCGAGGCAUCAGGGUGGGAGGGGUCUUCCAUUCCACCUGCUGAUGGAGCCUUAAGGAGAAUAAAUCACUAAGCAACAAUG
This is a messenger RNA of Canis lupus familiaris (dog), 732 nucleotides long. It is a transcript of the gene AAMDC, whose product is annotated as adipogenesis associated Mth938 domain containing. Gene Ontology annotation, biological process: positive regulation of fat cell differentiation. The record is from RefSeq and is a predicted model, not a curated record. Bases 291 to 695 code for a protein of 134 amino acids. Lineage: Eukaryota; Metazoa; Chordata; Mammalia; Carnivora; Canidae. The transcript has 5 exons. Gene Ontology annotation, cellular component: cytoplasm.